This is a messenger RNA of Oxyura jamaicensis (ruddy duck), 2318 nucleotides long. RefSeq names its product pituitary tumor-transforming gene 1 protein-interacting protein-like. Gene Ontology annotation, cellular component: nucleus; cytoplasm. Bases 99 to 611 code for a protein of 170 amino acids. The record is from RefSeq and is a predicted model, not a curated record. The transcript has 8 exons. Gene Ontology annotation, biological process: protein import into nucleus. NCBI's taxonomy places the organism in Eukaryota, Metazoa, Chordata, Aves, Anseriformes, Anatidae.
CCCCCGCCCCGCUGCCGGCCCUACAAAGGCGGCGGUCCCCGGCCCUUUCUUCCUCCUCCUCCUCUUCCUCUUCCCCCGGUCCCUGUCCCGCUGCCGCCAUGGCCCCGCUCCGGGCGCUCCGGUUCUGCGCCGCCCUGGCCCUGGCGCUGCUCCCCGCGGCCGCGCGGGGCGAGGAGGAGGCGGCGGGAGAUUGCCACCAGUACACGAACAGGAGCUGUGAAGAGUGCCUGAAGAACGUCACGUGCCUGUGGUGUGUCAGCAGCAAGCGGUGCAUGCCAUACCCUGUGCGGCGGAUCCUGCCACCGGCCGACCUGUGCGAGCUCCGCUCUGCGCGCUGGGGAGUCUGCUGGGUGAACUUUGAAGCCCUGAUCAUUGCAAUGUCUGUGGUGGGAGGAAUGAUCCUUAUCAUGCUGGGUGUCUGCUGCUGCUGCUGUUGCAAGAAAAAGAGCAAAAAGCCGGACAAGGAGGACGAGCGAGCAGCCCGGGAGCGGGAGCGGAGGCGGGUGCGCCAGGAAGAGAGGAGAGCAGAGAUGAAGUCGCGGCACGAUGAAAUCCGAAGGAAAUACGGCCUGUUCAAAGAAGAGAACCCCUACGCCAAGUUUGACAACUAGCCCCCAGCCUGCAGCACAGCCAGGAGUGGGGUGCAGAGAAGCCCAAGCAGCCUGACCCUGAGCUGUUACAGAGCGGCCGUGCCACGCGUGAGCACUGCCUUUUGGGGUUGGUGCGCACAGACGAUGUACAGUCCUCAGCUCUUAAAGCUCCGUGACUGGGUCAUGUGAAUGGAAAUGUAAGGUCUCCAGAGGCAGUCGUUUGAAUCUUCCCAGGUGGGUUUGUGGUGGGCUGGUUAUACCCAGUAAGCCUGUAGAAAUUGGUAGCCAGGCUUCCGUUCUGUUUCUGUUAAAUGAUAGACAGCUCCUUGUCCUUUGGGAAAUUGGAAGAAAAGUGUUCGAAAAGUCUGUUCCAUUAUCCUUGCAGUUUUGAGUUAUACGCAGAGGGAACAAGAGACAUCACAGAGCUACUGUUGCUUAAAAUAAUGUUCAUGGAUGCUUUGGCAAAGAUAACUUCAAAGGAGCAAUUAAUUGAAAAUCUUGCUUUACCGUUUAGUGACAAAGUGGGAGAUGUGGACGUCUUACUGGAAUCAGCCUUUUCUGCCUUGUUUAUGCUGCUGACAUCCAACUGUUUUAAAAGAGAUGCCACAAAAAAACAUGAAACUAACUAACUUACUUACUAACUUCUCCUGAUGUGUUCCUAACUUGCAGGGAGAAGUGCUGAUUCAGCACAUGCUGUUUUCAUCUCUUCCAGCUAUGGUUAGACCAGCUCCAGCCCUCAGCCCGGGGCUGCAGGAGGGGGUGUAAAUACAAUAAGCCUUCCAAAGUGCUUACAUGUCCCAGGCUUGUACAGACAUUAGCUGGUUGAGUGAAAGGAACUGGAAACUAGCACAACUGCUUCCAGUGGUCACUCACUUGUUUUUUCCUGGCAGUGGCAUGGGUUCGGUCACCAGAGCAGCAGAAGCACCGAAAGUACCAGGGUGAAGCUGUAAUUCAUUGGGAUGCCGUAGGAUUCUACCAAGUUUCUAAAGCAGCAUUUCAAACUCCCAUUUUCUCUGUGCUGCCUGAUCAACUUUGCUUUGUCCUAAUGAUCAAGUCAGUGGAGUCCAGUGUCUAAAAGGAGGACUUGUAUGAGGUGGACGCGUUGCUUAGGUUAAAACUGGGAGGGGAAGAUGCCCACGUCCUGAGCUGAGGUUACUUUUCCUCCGUGAGCUUUCAUGCAGCUGAGCUUUAAGCAAAAAGUGCAAAAAAGCGGCGCAAAUCCAUGUGGUUGCAGCUGGGUAAUGCUCAAAUAAGAGUAAUUAUUUCCUUUGUACCUUACCGCUUUUGUCUCCCUGCUGCAGCAGAGCAUGUUGGCUUAACUUUUUUUUUACAGUCAUGGUCCAGCGGAGGACUCCAGCACACAUUCAGUGCUGUAAGGCUGUUACCCUUUGUUUUAAGACUGGUUACUGACCUGGAGCUGUGUGUGCCUCAGUACUUGGCUUGUUCCGCCAGGCUGCAGCUCUUAUUUUUUUCAAAGGAGCCUCUCAUUGGUUAUUAAGUGAUCUGAGCGCUCCCAGAGAGCUUCUCCUGGUGAAGACGACCCAAGUUUGUAAACUCGUUUAAGGAAGUUUUUGCUAGAUUUUUGUCUUCCAACUUUUGUGUCAUCUUGCCUUUGUAAAGGGAAGUUUUAGCUUCAGUCAUAUGAAGGCAAAGUCCAAAUACUGAUCUGUGCUAAAGAGCUGGAGAGGCUAAGUGUUUCCUCCAAGUAACAAUCAAUCCUCUGUACUU